AUAUAUAUCACUCUUUCCUCGCGGCGAUUUUUUGAAAAAAAAAAAAAACUUCUUCUCCUUUCCUCUCUUUGUCGCGCGUCAAUACGAAAUUCAUCAUCCACCAAGAUAUCCCGGUAGCUCGUUGCUUGGCACGCUCCGUGGACUUAUUUUCGCAUUCGACUCACGCCUUACUGACUUACUUUACUCGCUCCAACUCGACAAGACGACCUCAAGAUGGAUCCCGCGUGGUUUAUUGAGGCUGUAGAAGGUUCCGUUUCCUUCUGGAAUUGGGUCAUCUUCAUCUUCAUCACCGCGUACGACUUCGUGUCCGACUUUGUCGAAGCAGCCACGGAAUCCGCGUUGGUUGGCGAGAUCGUAAGAGUGUCCGGUUCCUUCUGGAACUGGAUCUCCUACAUUCCCACCGCUGGAGACCAGGCUUGCCGAGCAUUCAUCAAUCUGGAUUUUGAACCAUUCACCCCGCUCAACUGCGCCCUACUUCUCGCCGUCCGUCUCCUGUUGAUUUACGCGAUUGUACGCCUUGAGGCGUACAGUCUCCGAUGGAAUGCCGGCGGAGAAGAUGAUCCCUUGUUUCUUCGUCUCGAUGUUGAUGACAUGUUGGGCAUCUGGAAGGUCGAGCAAAAGCCCAGGAUUCCUGGUACCUGGCCAGAGGAAUCCUCUCCGACGUCGACCAAAUAGUAUUGGUCGCGCGAGAGUGAUCCCUCUUUUAUGUGAGCGACAGCCUCCCUUUCAUUGACCCCAUUUCACGAUAUGCUGACAACAGAAACAGACCCCCCU
Colletotrichum godetiae is the source of this 774-nucleotide messenger RNA. RefSeq lists its product as uncharacterized. The transcript has a single exon. NCBI's taxonomy places the organism in Eukaryota, Fungi, Ascomycota, Sordariomycetes, Glomerellales, Glomerellaceae. The record is from RefSeq and is a predicted model, not a curated record. The coding region runs from base 214 to 675 and encodes 153 amino acids.